AUGUUCAGCAAUCAAUUUUUGCUCUUGCUGGGCGAUUGGAGAGGUUUUGGUGACAUUUCCAACAGAAAUUCCCGAGACAUUUUAUUUGGCGCCGCCACUGCUGCGCACCAGAUUGAAGGUGCCUGGGACGAAGAUGGCAAAGGACCAAGCAUGUGGGACAAAUUUGUUCACGACAAUCAAAGCAGGACUGCAGAUGGUCAAAAUGCUAAUAUAGCUUGUGAUUCCUAUCACAAAUGGAGCGAAGAUAUCGAAAUCAUGAAACGAUUGGGACUUAGCAUUCACAGGUUCUCAAUUUCUUGGCCUAGGAUAAUGCCAAAUGGUACACCAAACAAAAUUAACCAAGCCGGUAUAGACCACUACAAAACCUUCAUUAAUGCUCUUAAAGAAGCUGGAAUUGAACCACUGGUUACCAUGUACCAUUGGGAUCUACCCCAGUAUCUUUACGAACUAGGAGGAUGGUUGAAUGAGGAUAUCGUGAAUUAUUUUGGUGAUUAUGCCAGAGUGCUGUUCAAGAAUUUUGGUGAUGAUGUCAAAUUUUGGGCAACAUUGAAUGAACCCAAAUCAACAUGCUUGGUUGGAUAUGGAACUGAUACGGCUGCCCCUGGUUUGAAUCUUGUCGGAGAUGGAGUUUACAGAUGUGCCAAAGUUCAGUUGCUUGCCCAUGCCAAAGCUUACCAUAUCUACAAGGAUGAAUUUGCUGCAACACAAAAUGGUAAAGUGACAUUGGUUCUCGACACUCCUUACAAUGAACCAGCGACCAACAGCUCCUUAGAUCAAUACGCAGCUGAGGUUGAAAAUGAAUUUAACCUUGGUUGGUAUGCCAACCCUGUAUACCUCGGUGAUUGGCCUGAAAUAAUGAAAACCAGAGUAGCCAACAGAAGCCAACUUGAAGGAUAUUCUUUCUCCAGACUUCCAGCAUUCACUCAAGAAGAAAUAGAUUAUGUCAAAGGAACUUUUGACUACUUUGCAUUAAAUAUAUAUUCUGGAACACUCACUUCAUACGCGGAUGAUUUUCCUAUAGGAGAACCUAAUUUUUAUUUAGAUAAAGGAAUGACCAAUACGCACGGCGAGGAUUGGACACCUUCAACAGUUAGUUGGCUGUACUCGUACCCUCCUGGGUAUCUAAGUAACUUAUUAGAUGCCAUAACUGAGGAUCAAGUCAAUGUCAUUGGUUACACACUUUGGAGCCUACUGGAUGACUAUGAAUGGACCGACGGGUACACUCAAAAAAUAGGAAUAGUACAAGUUGACUUUGACAGCCCAAAUCGUACAAGAACUUUUAAAAAAUCAGCCGAGUGGUACCAGAACGUCAUAGCAACAAGAUGUCUAGUUGACGAAUGUGUCGAGUAG
Molecule: messenger RNA, 1350 nt
Organism: Sitophilus oryzae (rice weevil)
Lineage: Eukaryota; Metazoa; Arthropoda; Insecta; Coleoptera; Curculionidae
Product: myrosinase 1-like
Exons: 9
Coding region: 1-1350 (449 amino acids)
Biological process (GO): carbohydrate metabolic process
Molecular function (GO): beta-glucosidase activity
Source: RefSeq, a predicted model, not a curated record